Messenger RNA from Cloeon dipterum, 1420 nucleotides. Its product is annotated as transmembrane and ubiquitin-like domain-containing protein 1. The record is from RefSeq and is a predicted model, not a curated record. The transcript has 5 exons. Lineage: Eukaryota; Metazoa; Arthropoda; Insecta; Ephemeroptera; Baetidae. Gene Ontology annotation, molecular function: protein binding. The coding region runs from base 225 to 1223 and encodes 332 amino acids.
AGAUGGCGCUGAGCAACAAAACCACAGCUCCAGACAAGGAAUAGGAGGGCCACUCCACUCUUUUCAAUAACUUUACCUUUUAUUGUUCGCUAAUUCGAUUUUAAUUUCCACUGUGAAGAUGGUGGUUUUCAUUUGACAUUGGUGGCCUUCCGUUUUGAGUCCGUAGUCGACGAGAAUCAUUACCGAAACUCGCUGAAAGUGUGUGUUGGAUCAUCAAAGAAGAAAUGUCUUUGGUCGAAGGCGUCGGCGAUGAAGUGACCCAUUUUUUCAUCGCCCUAAUAGUUGUCGGACUUGCUCUGAUUGCUUGGUGGUCAACUAAUAUUUCAGACACCCCUUUGGUCCGGACAGUCUUGGUUUUAGAGCGAAGGAGAGUGGAGACGGCAUCCCCACGAAACGACACACAAAGUCGAACACCGCCUAAUAUAACGAGCGCCACAGAAGCACCAAGUAGUCCAGAAGAAAGUCCAGAGCCAGAAGCUGCUGAUGGUGUUUCGAGUUCUCCAAUCACAAAUAAUGAGGAACCAAAAGAGGAUAAUGAGGUGACGCCAACCACCACAAGCACAGAAAGCACUCCGCAGCCUGAGCUCCGGUCGGAGGUCAGACGACGAUGCCUCGAUGCUGUGGAAAAUAAAAAUAGCCAAUCCAAUAACCACAUCAGCUCAGACGAUUCUGGUGAGGUGUGCAUAGAGGAUGAAAUCACUACUGGAAGUAUUAGAAUCAGACUCAAGUACCUCAACGAUGAACAGAAAUUGGUGCAAGGCAGACUUGCCGAGCCCCUCGGGGAUUUCAAAAGGAGACAUUUCGAUCUGGAGCUGAGCGCAAACAAACUGGUGCGUCUCAUCUUCAACGGGCAAGUGCUGGCGAGGGACGGUGCGUCGCUUGAAGAAAACGGCCUAUUCGACAACUGCGUGAUCCACUGCCUGGUGCACCAGCCUCGGAACCCGAGCAGCAACAAUAAUACGAGCUCAACCGAGAGCAACAAUUCGGUGCCCAGGGAGGAGCAGCAGCAGAAUUCGAACGAGGGCAACCGGCUGGACAGACUGGAUUUGGGCACGUUGCUGUUCGUGCUGCUGUCCAUCCUGCUGGGCCUGGCCUGGUACGGCAGGUGCAUCUACUCGCAAUACUUCACGAACACUGCCUCUGUGACGUUGAUCGGGCUGACUGGUCUGCUGGCCGUCUCCUUCGUCGGAUACAUGAUGCCAGACCAGGAUUUUGUGCGAUAGGAAGGCGCGCAAGUCUUGAUUGAUUUCCAAUUGUGAUUCCAGGUUAUUUAUUUGACUUGAUUAUUAUUUGUUAAAUUAUUUCGUUCUGAAAACUGUCCAGAAGAUUAGGAUUUUUUAGUUCUAAUACUAUAAUGAAGUGUGUUAAAGAUGUAUAAUAAUAAUAAAGUUCUAUUAAAGUUGAAUUGUUUUAAUUGAGA